Molecule: messenger RNA, 928 nt
Organism: Aplysia californica (California sea hare)
Lineage: Eukaryota; Metazoa; Mollusca; Gastropoda; Aplysiida; Aplysiidae
Product: D(2) dopamine receptor B
Biological process (GO): adenylate cyclase-activating adrenergic receptor signaling pathway
Cellular component (GO): membrane
Molecular function (GO): G protein-coupled receptor activity
Source: RefSeq, a predicted model, not a curated record
UCUGAGGGCGUCAACCUCUGUCUCCCCUGGUCCUUCAUGAUGGUCCUGCUCUCCUCAGCCUCUGCCUACAGCACGUGCGCCAUCGCUGUUGACAGAGCACGUGACAAUCGCCGAGGUGACGCCGGUCAAAGACUACUACAGCAUCGUGGUGUCCGCUCUGGGCCGCUCCGUGGACACCGGUGCCAGCAUCACGUGCGAAGACGACGUAAAACAUCUCCGCAAGGCCAUGACGGAGAGGCACUGGGAGGACGAGCUCCUGAAGCCCGCCAGCCCCCUGGCCACGCCCACCGGAACCACAAGCUACGGCUCCAUGCCCGAACUGACGUGCGGGGAGAGCAGCGUGGACCCGGUUCCGCCUCCGGUGAUACGCAGCGUUCUGAAGAAGCGGGAGAGCUUCUCCUGCCCGGAGAAAUUGGACAACCUGCACUCCAACAUCGACAGCACGAAGCUGGUGAGAAUCGCGCUGUUCGGGAGCCAGAUCGACCUGACGGAGAGGACCAGGAGGGGGAGGAGGAGGAGCAGGAGGAGGAGGAGGGGGAGUGGGUUAUGUCUACCGCGGGCCCUCGGGGAGUUCUGCGGCUACUUCCUGGUGUGCCGUGGGUGUAGAGCGCCGUGCACGUGCGUUACGGGAAGGCCGGAGGUGAAGGCCGCGCUCGUCCUGUUGGGCAUAGUGUUGUCCUUUGUGGUGACGUGGACGCCGUUUGGUGUGGUGGUGGUGCUGCACAGCGGCGGAAUUGUGGAGGUCCCGAGCUCACUCAGACUGUUAUCUCUGUGGCUGGCGUACCUGAACAGCUGCGUCAACCCGUUCGUCUACUUUAUUUUCAACAUUGUGUUGCGCCGGACUGUGUCUACCUACUUCACUUUGUAUAGAGAGGGUUACGUCAGGCACGCCGACCCGUCGACGUCCAAGGCAGACUCAAACUUACAG